GCGGGGGGUUGGGGGCCGGAGGGACCCUCGGCCAGCGUAAGUUGGGGGACCCGAGCCCAGAGUCGGGGAAAGGCAGGUAUUGGAACCAGUGGGCGGGGUUUUGGUCCGGACACCGAGUAUUCUGACUCGCCUCUGCCUUUCUUGUCUCCUAUGAAUAACUGUGCUUAAAAAGACCACCCUGAACAUGGAAAAAGCCUGCAAAGAGCCUGAAGAGCAGCCACAGAGCUCGCCCAAGACGGAUGAGGAACAGACUGCUGAAGAGCAGUCUCCCGAAAAGACGUCUACGGAGGAGCCGUCUUCGGAGGAGCAAUCCUCGGAGGAGGAGUUCUUUCCCGAGGAACUCCUUCCUGAGCUCCUUCCUGAGAUGCUCGUGUCCGAGGAGCGCCCUCCUCAGGAGCGCCUGUCUAGGAAGGACCUGUUUGAGGAGCGUCCUCCCAUGGAGCAGCCUCCUUGCGGAGUGGGCAAACAUAAGCUAGAGGAAGGCAGCUUUAAAGAAAGGCUGGCUCGCUCUCGCCCGCAGUUCAGAGGGGACAUACAUGGCAGAAAUUUAAGCAACGAGGAGAUGAUAAAGGUCGCAGAGGAGAUGGAAGAGAUGAAGAGGGUACGAAACAAAUUGAUGAUCAUGCAUUGGAAGGCAAGACGGAACCGCCCUUACCCUAUUUAAUGUGUUUGGCCUUUAAUUCAGUUUUGCCGGCUUUAAGUAUUAUCACCUGAACUGUGUUUGCAUUUUCUCAUAUACCUUACCCCAUCUUCCUAAUUUUGACUUUUUGUGUGGCUUUAUUUGAGCUGUUUCGCCUGUAACUGGGUAAAACUGCCCCCCUCAUCUGCAAGUCCCCCUCUUUCAAUCAUGAGUCUUCUCCAUUUUGCAUGGAAAGAUGUACAUUAAAUAUUGUGAAGUAACAAAAGCAAUUUUCAAAAAGUAUAUGUAGUAUCCCAUUUUUGUAAAAAAUGUAUAUUUAUAUAUUAAUAUGCAAAGAAAACUGAAACUAUAUACUUCCGAGGCGUAACAGUGGUUUCUGUGUGGUAAGAUAAUAGGUGAUUUCUUUUUCAUUUUUGUUUCACCUGAAUUUCUCAUUUUUUCAAGAUGAAUGCAUUUUACAUAUGUUGCAAAAAAAAACCAAUGGGAAAAUUGUAAAGCAAUUUAAACUGUCAAUCAGCUUAUAAAGCACUUAAUAAAUACUUGUUAGAACUUUAAAAAAGAAAA
Vicugna pacos (alpaca) is the source of this 1204-nucleotide messenger RNA. The record is from RefSeq and is a predicted model, not a curated record. NCBI's taxonomy places the organism in Eukaryota, Metazoa, Chordata, Mammalia, Artiodactyla, Camelidae.